CAGAGUCGCUACUUUGUGUCGAAGAUCGGUCUCAAGAUUUUAACAUGAAAAUCGAGUGGGCUCCCCUCCAAGUGCCGCUGGCACGGCGCCUCCAGACCCUGGUCACGGCUUGCUUUACCUACACAAUUAUCUCCAUGCCGCUUCUAGCCUGGAUCAUGACAGGUCUCCUGCUGUACUAUGGAUGUCUCAUUUUGCGCAGUUUACUUAUGAUUUAUUUUGUAAUCAUCUAUAAGGAUUACAAGAAAAACUACGGCACUAUGGAGGGCAAUGGCUGGUCGUUUUACCGCAGUAAUCCGAAAUAUCGCAACUACUUUCCGGUGGAACUUGUAAAAACCGUUGAGUUGCCGGCAAACAAAAAUUAUAUCCUGGCUUGUUUUCCUCACGGUAUUCUUGGAACUGGCAUCUGUGUGAACAUGGGCAUGGAUAUCGCAAGAUGGCUGGAAUUGUUCCCACAAGUUCGACCUAAAAUUGCCACUCUGGAUCAUCAUUUCAAGACCCCAAUCCUGCGUGAUAUCGUUCGUUAUUGGGGUAUGGUGUCAGUUUCCAAGGAUUCUCUGGGUUACUUGCUUAGCAAAUCGAAUGAUCCCAAGCAUGAGGAUAAUCGGGAUGGUUUUACCUCCAAUGCGGUUGCCAUUUUGGUUGGUGGAGCCCAAGAGGCCAUGGAUUCGUAUCCUGGCCAAUACAUUUUGACCCUAAAGAAUCGUAAGGGAUUCGUCAAAAUGGCCAUUCGAACAGGGUCAUCAAUAGUGCCCACGUUUUCCUUUGGAGAGGUGGAUAUAUACGAUCAGGUGGCCAAUCCCCCGGAGUCCCUGCUCCGUCGCUUCCAAAAUGUGUUCAAGAAAUUUACAGGCAUUUCACCGCUGCUGCCCAAGGGUCGUGGCAUGUUUAAUUACUCCUUUGGAAUACUGCCUCACCGAAGACGCAUUGUGCAAGUUGUUGGCUCCCCCAUCGAGGUGGUGAAGAGCGAUCAACCCGAUGCCGCCUAUGUGGAUAAAAUCCAUGGCGAGGUGAUGAAGGCGCUGGAGAAGAUGUUCGAGGAGUACAAGGAAAAGUACAUACCAAAUACCAAGCAGAACAAGUUGAUUAUUCAGUAAUUGGGAAUAAUACUUCGGAUAUCUGCUGUACAAUGUGAUUUUCAAUAGAGUUUUAAGGAAUACAGGACACAGAUGAGAGAUUAUUUUUAACGAAA
Molecule: messenger RNA, 1189 nt
Organism: Drosophila serrata
Lineage: Eukaryota; Metazoa; Arthropoda; Insecta; Diptera; Drosophilidae
Product: 2-acylglycerol O-acyltransferase 2
Biological process (GO): triglyceride biosynthetic process
Cellular component (GO): endoplasmic reticulum membrane
Molecular function (GO): diacylglycerol O-acyltransferase activity
Source: RefSeq, a predicted model, not a curated record